Messenger RNA from Daucus carota subsp. sativus, 3012 nucleotides. RefSeq lists its product as uncharacterized. The transcript has 3 exons. Lineage: Eukaryota; Viridiplantae; Streptophyta; Magnoliopsida; Apiales; Apiaceae. The record is from RefSeq and is a predicted model, not a curated record. The coding region runs from base 1239 to 2660 and encodes 473 amino acids.
UUGGAAAGCUUACUGUAAACAGUUUUUUUUUUUGUAACAUUAAUGGUCAUUGCUGGAUAGUUGAGAUCCUUAGGUGUGAAUGUGUCUGCUGUAGCGAGCUGGUACUGUUAUCUCCUGAAAUAAUUCUAAGUUUGGAGUUACUGUUAUCAAUGCUGCAUGCAGAGCAUUCUAAGAUGGUCUUCUUUGGAUGUUUCAUACUAGUCCAGGAUUUAUAGCUUUUAGUGGAUUAAAGUGUCCUGAUCCAUAAGCAAACUCUCUGCGUCUGGAUUCUUUGAAACAUCCAUGCGCCACGCUAGCAUGUUAUGCAACAUGAAGCAUGCUGGUGGUUUCAUCAACUCAGCUUACUGUGAUAGUAAAUUAUGGCAAAAACGAAAUUUUACUUGCAGAGUUGCAGUCAUGAGGGAAGAAUAUCAUUAUCACAAAAUAUCCAAACCGAAUUGUGCUCUUCCGUCAGAUUUCUUUAACAACCAGAAAUGGGGUGAUUUCAUCCAAUUCCGCCAUUCUAGCUACUAAACUCACCAACACAACCCAAACCCUUAUCGGAGAUUCCCCAAUUACUUUUACCACAAUCAGAAGCCGGCAUUUGAGCACCAUCUUUCAAAAGUUUAUGUAACAUCGUAACCCCACCUUCUUGCACUAUAAUUUAUGUUCAGGUUAUUGUCUCGAGCCAAUGAAGUAAGCUCAUUGACGGCAUCUACAUGGUAUUUAAGCUGACCCAUCUGAAUAAUAGCUACAUAAGGCCAAACCCCGCCAGAAUCGGGUCAUUACUAGCAAUUGGGGGAGGCGACAAAUUCGUUCCGAAUUCAUAACCCCAAUAACCCCAAAUGCCGGGUGAUGUGAAUUGAGUUAUUAUAGGUUCUGGUUCUAGUCUGUUUGCGUAGGAAAUUAGCACUGUGUUGGAAUAUAGAAAAUUCUUCAAAAUUAUCUGCUGAUGGGUCGUCGAGUAAAUUCGAUAAUUUGACAGAAAAGAGGUCCCCUGAUGUGGUUGUGGAAGAUGAGGGAGGUGAUUAUGUGCCGGGUGAAGAUGAAAAUGGCUGAACUGAUGUAAGAUGUGAGCCCGUUGUCGACUUUUUACAUGCUCAAGUUUUUUAGUGAUGUAAGAUGUGAGCCCGUUGUCGACUAGUACGUAAAGAUGGACACGUGGCGGUAGGUAAGGGGAGGGCACGUUGUUCGAGGUUCCAGCUUUAAAUGUUCCGGAAGGGUCGAUCCCGACGAAUGUUUUUGAUUUGUCCGGCGCUAUGAGUAGCUUGUCCGGGGAUUUCUUCACUGGGUUGUCUAGCGACGCGGAUCUGACUAAAGGGUUGCCUUCCCAUGGGGAUAGUGGAGAGGACCUGGCUGAAGUUACUCGAGGGGAGCCCAGGGAGGAUGUGAUUUUGGAUAAGGGAAAGAGUGUUGCUGGGGAUGUCGACGCGUCCGGUCCGACAGCUGUCGCAGAUGUUUGUGUCCAGGGUGUUGGUUUUGGUGAUGUCUGUGGUUCCGAUGUAGUGGGUGAUUCUGGGAUAGCGGGUAAACGUAAGGGGGAGAUGUUGGAACUUCUCGGUUCGAAGCGUGUGAGGGUUGGUGGUGAUGAGGAGGAUAGUAGUGCCGUGAAUAGGCAUUCUCGUCCAAAGAAAUUGGUUCCGGCUCGACGACUUGGGUUGAAGAACCGCCAGCAAGUACGAUGCUCCCAACAGGUUGUGCACUCCAGUUCGUCUGGUGAUGAAUACGAGGAUAACCCGGAGACUGGCGAGAGGAGAAAACGGGUGGGGUUUCUAUUUAGGACUGCUCCCCGUCCGCUGCUGCCAAAUUUGUUGACGAAAGACGAUCAGUGGAAAUUGGAGGGAUGCAGUGUGCAGAAACGGGGUCGUCGUGCUGAGCGAGCUGCGGGUUUGGUUCUGGGGGAAUUUGCUGGUUUGCUGGAUAGUUUGGCAACGGAGAGGUCUCGGUGUUCUAGGUUGCAAAAGCGUGGGCGGGGUUUAGAGCAAGAUUUGGAACGGGCGAAGGCCAGAAUUACUGACGCUGUGGUUGCUGAGCAGGUUACUACAUUGCAAGCUACUGUUGACGGUAGCGCUGGACGGCUCGCUGAAUUGAGCAAGGAGGGAGAGUUGAUGAAAGCGGGCAUGGUCUCGUUGCAAGAGGCCAAUGCGAGUCUGGGGGAGAAGUUGACAUUGUCCGAGGUUGCUCGCAGCGAAUAUGAGGGUGUUGCUAAGUCUCUCGGGAAGGAAAAUGAUGAGCUUAGGGCUAAGCUUGCUGCCGUCCCGUCAAAAGAAGCGGUUAUAGCAGAAUACCGGGAAAGUGAUGUUUUUAAGCGUGCGAUUGUGGAUGCUCGUGUGGCCAGGGUUGAGGCGUAUCGAGGAAGCGAGGAUUUUGACAGUGAGAUGAAAUCUGCUGUGAAGCGUGGUGUGGCUGUAUUUAAAGAUAGUGCAGAGUAUGCGGAUGAAAUGCAGCGGGUGAGAGAAAGUGCAGUGGAUAAUUAUCGGAGCAGCAUAGCUUUUAAGCAAGCUGUUGGGGCGGAAGCUGGCAAAAUGUCCCGACAGGUGGUGGAAUGUUGUAGGGAAUUUCUGAAAGAUGAUUUGCAGCGCCCUACGCAAGAUUUUGGUGGAUUUUUUGUUGCUCAUGUGCGGCGACAGCGGGAUGGUGCGCCUAAUGCUGGAGGUGAUGCAAGUGUUUCAGACAAGUAGCUGGUUUGUGAAGUGUGGCAUGCCGCCACGGGGAUGUGAUGUUUCUUUCUUCUGUGUGUAGCUUAAAAACAUAUUUGUAUUGCUGUCAUAUGUCUUUGUGCUCGGGAACAUGUGUUGCUGUUUCCUCUCUCUUUUGUUUUGUGUUGGGUCGAGAUUACGGAUGGACUUAGCCGUGUUUUAUUGUUUCUUAAGAAUGUCAUUGUGUAUUGUUAAGUAUGAACUUUUUGUUGAAGUAUGAAGCGUAUUUUCGAUUUUUUGUUUGUGGGUGCUAUUGACGCAGAUUUUUGACUGUAACUUAUGAGUGUGAUAGUGUUGAGGUAUUGUCUGUAGGAUGUUAUCCUUUGUAAGUUUG